GGCGAAAAGGAAAUGUAGGAUCUGAUAAGCAGAAUUUGGAAACAAGAAACUCUUCUUUCCACCGUUCUCUUUCACUGAUUGAACCUUAACCUUCCUGCCCUUUUCUGCUGCCCCCGGGAGGGUAGGACCUGGGGGACGUUCAGCAGACCCUUUGCUUUCAGCUUGCUUCCCCAGAGUGACUUCCUUGCAGGGGGGGCCAAGGGGGCUCUGUCAUCAAGGGUUAUUCUGGGGAGGGCCCAAGAUGUGAGAGGAGGGAGGGAGGGAGUGGUCCGCGGGUGGGUCUGUCGAACAGAUAAAAUAUGAAGCUCCUGUCCUUGAAGUACAACUUGCUCCUUCCUGACGGAAGAGAAAGGCAUCGGUAAGGGACACGUAGAGGAGAGCAAAGCGACCAAGAGAGCAGCGAGCAGGAUUAGGCGAGACAUGUUCACGAAACGGUGCCCCGGCCUUGCUCCGGAAGAGCGCCACCACCCAGCCGUUGCCCCGAAGCGGGUCUUGGGAGUUGAUGACAAUAACAUGGGCGACGGCUGUUCUCAGAAGCUGGCGACCGUGAAUCUUCUCCGGUUCCUAUUGCUGGUCUUGAUUCCGUGUAUCUGCGCUCUCGUUGUUCUACUGGCCAUCUUGCUCUCUUUUGUUGGAACAUUAAACACAACCUAUUUUACAUCAAAUGGAAGUGAACCUUUGGUAACCGAUGGUGAAGUUCAAGUGCCUGAUAUUAUUCUCAUAAAUACAGUUUACAACGCGAGUACAGUGACACCUUCUACUGCACAACCCACUCUACACCUUCCAACUUGGAAUGUGGAAGCUCCUGUCUUGGAGGACCAAAUUCACAGGAAUAUAAGUGCCUGCAGGAACAUCACUCACAGCCAAUGUCAGAUGCUGCCCUACAACACCACAGUAGCAUCUCUAAUCUCAUCCAUUGAAAAUAUAGAAACGGAGAAGUUCCUCAAGUUCUUCACCUACCUUCACCGCCUCAGUUGCUAUAAAUAUAUCAUGCUAUUUGGCUGUAGUCUUGCCUUCCCUGAAUGCAUCAUUGAUGGCGAUGACAGGCAUGGCCUCCAACCCUGCAGAUCUUUCUGUGAGGCUGCCAAAGAAGGCUGUGAAUCUGUUCUGGGCAUGGUGAAUGCCUCCUGGCCCAGCUUCCUAAGAUGCUCCCAGUUUAAAAACCAUUCUGAAAGCAGCAACACCAGCAGAAUUUGUUUCUCACCACAGGAGGAAAAUGGACGGCAACUGCUCUGCGGAGGGGGUGACCACUUCCUGUGCGCCAGUGGAAUCUGCAUCCCCAGGAAGCUGCAGUGCAAUGGUUACAACGACUGCGAUGACUGGAGCGAUGAAACUCUCUGCAACUGCACUGUGGAUCUGUUUCGCUGUCACACGGGCAAGUGCCUUAAUUACAGCUUGGUAUGUGAUGGAUACGAUGACUGUGGGGAUCUCAGUGAUGAGCACAACUGUGACUGUGAUCCCACAAGGGAGCAUCGCUGCGGGGAUGGACGCUGCAUCCCAGCCCCGUGGGUGUGUGACGGUGACCAUGACUGUGUGGACAAGUCUGACGAGGCCAACUGCUCCUGCCACAGCCAAGGGCUGGUGGAGUGUGGGAACGGACAGUGCUUCCCCAGUGCCUUCCAGUGUGACGGCGAUGAGGACUGCAAGGACGGAAGCGACGAGCGCAACUGCAGCGACCCCCAGCCUCCGUGUCAAGAAGGAGACCAAAGAUGCCUCUACAGCUCCUGCUCCGAUUCGUGCGGUGGUAGCUCCCUGUGUCACCCAGACGACGGUUUGAGCAACUGUAGUCAGUGUGAGCCAAUUACGCUUGAACUCUGCAUGAAUUUGCCCUACAACCGCACAAAGUAUCCCAAUUACCUUGGCCAUAGGACUCAAAAGGAAGCGUCCAUCAGCUGGGAGUCCUCUCUUUUUCCGGCACUUGUUCCAACCAACUGUUACAAAUACCUCAUGUUCUUUGCUUGCACCAUUUUGGUACCAAAGUGUGAUGAGACCACAAGCCAGCGCAUCCCCCCUUGCAGAGCACUGUGUGAGCACUCCAAGGAACGCUGUGAGUCUGUUCUUGGCAUUGUGGGCCUUCAGUGGCCUGAAGACACAGACUGCAAUCAAUUUCCAGAGGAAAAUUCUGACAAUCAAACCUGCCUAAUGCCUGAUCAAGAUGUAGAAGAAUGCUCACCUAGUCACUUCAAGUGCCGCUCUGGAGGAUGUGUUCUGGCUUUCAGAAGAUGUGAUGGCCAGGCUGACUGUGAUGAUGACAGCGAUGAAGAAAACUGUGGGUGCAAAGAGAGAGAUCUUUGGGAGUGUCCAUCCAAUAAACAGUGUUUGAAGCACACAGUGAUUUGUGAUGGAUUUCCAGACUGUCCUGAUAAUACGGAUGAAAAAAACUGCUCGUUUUGCCAAGACGACGAACUGGAAUGUGCCAACCACGAGUGUGUGUCACGUGAGCUGUGGUGUGACGGAGAAGCCGACUGCUCCGACAGCUCAGAUGAGUGGGACUGUGUGACCCUCUCGAAAACUGUGAACUCCUCUGCACUCCUGAGUGUUCACCGGUCUGCGACAGAGCACUACGUGUGUGUGGAUGGCUGGCAAGAGACCCUGAGCCAGCUGGCCUGCAGGCAGAUGGGUUUAGGAAAACCAUCUGUGACGGAGUCAGUUCCAGAAGAAGAGGAGCACCAGAGGUGGCUGGGCUUACGCUCCGACUGGAGGAACAUCAGUGGGACCACGUUACACAGACUUCUGGUGCCGAGGCAGUCCUGUCCCAGCAGAAAUAAGAUCUCUCUUCUGUGUACUAAGCAAGAUUGUGGGCGUCGCCCCGCUGCCCGAAUGAACAAGAGGAUCCUCGGGGGCCGGACAAGUCGCCCUGGAAGGUGGCCGUGGCAGUGCUCUCUGCAGAGCGAGCCCAGCGGACACAUUUGUGGCUGUGUUCUCAUUGCCAAGAAGUGGGUUCUGACAGUUGCCCAUUGUUUUGAGGGGAGAGAGAACGCUGCUGUGUGGAAAGUGGUGUUUGGCAUCAACAACCUGGACCACCCAUCCGAGUACACGCAGACCCGCCUCGUGAAGACCAUCAUCCUGCAUCCCCGCUACAGCCGUGCAGUGGUGGACUACGACAUCAGCGUGGUCGAGCUGAGUGAAGACAUCAAUGAGUCAAGCUUUGUCCGGCCUGUCUGCUUGCCCAGCCCACAGCAGGCUCUAGAACCAGACACAUACUGCUACAUCACAGGCUGGGGCCACAUGGGCAACAAAAGUAAGCUAGUGUCUUCAGCAGCCAUGCCCUUCAACUUACAACUGAAACAUAUUGUGUCUUUCUUUGACAUGAAGACCAUCACCACGCGGAUGAUAUGCGCAGGCUAUGAGCCUGGCACGGUGGACUCGUGCAUGGGCGACAGCGGUGGACCUCUUGUCUGUGAGCAGCCUGGAGGACAGUGGACGUUGUUUGGCUUAACUUCGUGGGGCUCCAUCUGCUUCUCCAAAGUUCUGGGUCCUGGAGUGUACAGCAAUGUGUCAUACUUCGUUGGGUGGAUUGAGAAGCAGAUAUACAUCCAGACCUUUCGCCUAAGUCAGCGCAAGGGUGAUCAGAGGGCCCUGCCAGCAGCACGCGGAGAGAAGGGCCGCGCCUGAGAAGCGCUCCCUGUGGAGGCUGGACAGAGCCACUUCGUGGGGACAAGGAGCUCCACAUGCAUUGCAAAUUUUAAUAUUUGCUUCAGACCAAUUUUAUUUGACUUUUCCCCCAAUUUUUCUCUAAAAUUUUGUGAAAAACUUUUAAGAAAAGCAGAGCAGGCUGUUUUCUUUUGUCGGGUCUAACCUUGAUUAUAUCACGAAAGUAGAUAACAACUCUGUAGAGAUUUAAAAUAUGCAGGCCUGAGGUUUAACAGGUUACAAAAGUUUGGUUCUAUCAGUGACAGGACACAAGUCCAGGCUGAUGAAAUCCCAGUUUCUGCCCCUCAAGCACAGUAAUUUAGAUAAAAAUGUCACUAUUAAUGAUGGUGACUGGCUCUUGAUUUACUGGAAGCCAAAAUAAUUUGUUUUUACUUACUCUUCCAAAGUGUAUGCAAUUCAGAGAAUUUAUGAAAGAUAGCAGUUAAAAAAAAGCAGCCAUUUAGGCAGCUCAAAGCACAGCGUACAGGCAGAGUUCUCCAGUAACCCCUGGAAUAACAGUUCUGUCCUUUCUGGAUUUGAAUCAAGUUUGUAACUUUCCAGGAAGGUCUCUACAGUGCUUUGCCCAUUUUGGGAGCUUUCCUGGUACACAUCAGCUCUUUGGGGUUUUAACAAUUAGAUCAAUACACAUGGGGAAGGGCCAGCCAGAUGGCUCAGUGGGCUAAUGCACCUGCUUAGGCAGGCACAGGGACCAGGG
This is a messenger RNA of Octodon degus (degu), 4348 nucleotides long. It is a transcript of the gene Corin, whose product is annotated as corin, serine peptidase. Bases 421 to 3615 code for a protein of 1064 amino acids. The record is from RefSeq and is a predicted model, not a curated record. Gene Ontology annotation, molecular function: protein binding; serine-type endopeptidase activity. Lineage: Eukaryota; Metazoa; Chordata; Mammalia; Rodentia; Octodontidae. Gene Ontology annotation, cellular component: membrane. Gene Ontology annotation, biological process: acrosome reaction; peptide hormone processing; regulation of blood pressure. The transcript has 22 exons.